Messenger RNA from Danaus plexippus (monarch butterfly), 6195 nucleotides. RefSeq names its product ubiquitin carboxyl-terminal hydrolase 35 (gene DUBAI). Gene Ontology annotation, cellular component: cytosol; nucleus. Bases 218 to 2470 code for a protein of 750 amino acids. The transcript has 12 exons. Gene Ontology annotation, molecular function: cysteine-type deubiquitinase activity; cysteine-type endopeptidase activity. The record is from RefSeq and is a predicted model, not a curated record. Gene Ontology annotation, biological process: protein deubiquitination. Lineage: Eukaryota; Metazoa; Arthropoda; Insecta; Lepidoptera; Nymphalidae.
GUGCUAUUCUGAUCUUUGUUAAAGAAAUUCCUUUGAUUAUUUGAGUGUUUUAACUUGUUUAUCUAGAUGCUUUGGUGUUUCCUUUUUUGGAUUGGAUUAAUUUUUAACUUAAUUUUUUACAUAACCAUAUGUAAUAGACUUUUUUUUCAUUAAUUAUAAUAUUGGACAGGGAGAGACAGACAAAAAAUCUUAUAUUUUAAAGAUAUCAACAUACAAUAUGGCAGUCAAAAAACAUGAGUUGGUUGCGGAUAAUCGCAACCAACUGGAUCUGACUGCGUUGGCGCAAUACUUCCAGAUGAUGAAUGAACAGGCGAACUAUCUGCCACCACCUCAAGAGCUUGUUAAACAUUGUCAGGAUAUUGUUAAAUGCUUAGCAAGAACAACAGGAACAGAGGAACAAUUAUGGCAACUGCUACAGCCAGUCGAGAGGUUUUUGCUUCGCGUAGUGACAACAGUACACGGCGAUGUUCGUCAUGAAGUCUUUACAGCAAUUCUAGACAAAUUCUAUUCCUACAUAUCAGAUCCACAAUCGGACGCAUGUCCCGCGACUGCCGCGGUGCUGGUAGUGAUCGACGAGUCUGAUGACGAGGGUGCUUUGUCAGCGGCCCGUUGGUUGGUCCAGCAGCGUGAGAACGGUCCGGCCGGGGCUGGACUGAGAGCAGCGUUGUCCUGCCUAUUUAGAUGGUUAUUACAUUGGCACGGGACGCCUGCAUUGGGGAAUUGGAUAGUCGCAUAUAUAAAAGCUUUGGAGGAAAACGAACAAUACGACAUAUUGAUACAGACGAGUUUGGACAACGUGGCCAAACUUCUAUCAUCAAUGACCAACCCAGCACCGCUACAUCAGAAAUCAGCUGAUGUUAUCUUUCACGUUCUAUCAUCUUUGCGUGAAUCCGCUGAGGCGUUUGAUAGGAUAUCCACUGAAAUUCCUGAUGUGCUGGUAAGCCUGGCGUCUGACAGUGGUCAGUGGAGUCGCCAAUUGCUACAAACGCUGGUAGACAUACUCACAUCGAUGGUCGAUGGAAUACUUGAAACGCUUAAGGGCGACGCCCAAGACGUAUUCAGAGAUAAAUACGCUGACGUGAUACUGUGCCUGGAGAGGCACAUGGCGACCCGUGGCUGCGGUCACCUGCAGCUAACACCAUGGCGGACCCGGAACGUAUGCGUUUCGGACACACCACACGUCCCCAUGAGAAAGGUUGGCCUCCUCAACCUCGGCAACACAUGCUACAUGAACAGCGUGAUGCAAGCUUUGCUUGUCACCAGGCAGUUUAGUACGCAUGUGAUGCUAAAGAUGACAGCUGUGCCCUAUUGGGCAAAAAUGAGCAUACUGUUCUCAAAGAUGAUGCACUCCGUAUCAACCAAGCUUAACCCGGACGAGUUCUUCAGUGUUGUGAAGCCACCGUUUUUUACGAUGGACAACCAGCACGAUAGUUCCGAGUUUCUCGGAUACCUUUUCGAAUUGCUGCAAUCGUAUGAACACUGCUCGGACAAGAACUUCGAUUAUACGCGCCCUGCCGUUCUGAACGGUGCAAGCCGCCUGCGCAUGUUACAUCCACACGGACAGACACACACGUCACAAUCAAGUGAUGAACGCCCCGGAACAAGUCAAUCUCGUCGCUCUCUAUCACCAAGACCUGGUAGCAGCGCUGCUGGGAGUAGUUCUGGAUCCUCGCAAUCUUUGAAGCGUUCAUCUGCUGACAAUCAGAAUCCGACACAGAAAAAACGUUUGAGAUUGAGCGAGGCAACGUUUUUACGACGGGAUUCGUUUAUAGACAGUAUGUUUGGAGGUGUUCUUCUAACACGAGUUGAGUGCUCCGUCUGCCAUGCUACAUUCCUCUCGCGAGAUGUCUUCAGAGACCUCCAACUGGCUUUCCCCGAAAAAACUGAAGGAUGCCAGCACAGUGUACAAAGCCUCUUAGAAUUCUACUGCUCAAAGGAACGAAUGUCAGGAGACAAUCAAUACGAAUGCCGAGACUGCGGUAGACUUCGUGACGCUGAAAGGAGCGUCCUCAUUGAAACGACGCCCAAGUACCUCAUUUUAGUUUUGAAGAAUUUCAAGUUUGACUCCAAGCUACAAACUCAGACCAAGCUCAUGCACACCGUGUACCAUAACCACACUGUGACAUUACCGACGGUCCGUACACAGCCAGUCCACCCUGUAUACAACUUGUUCGCUGCGGUCAUACAUGCGGGAACGACCCUUGACUCCGGCCAUUAUUUCACUUUAGCCAAGGACAAUGAUCAGUGGCACAAGUUUAACGAUGAUGAAGUUAGCUUCGCUGAUGAGAACCUCUUAAACGGCCUGAGUCGCUCUAGCACUCCAUACAUACUUUUUUACCGUAGAACUGAUGUUGAAGAGGGUGCUGUACCAACUCUAGAGGAACUACCUCCCAAACUACAGGAAUCAGUCCUCUCACAUAAUAAGAAUUAUGUAGAGACCGUACGACAGAUCCGUCAUAAUCGUCCCUGACAGUUAAGGUCCGACAAGCACAUCGAUUUCUCGGUGUUGGACUAUGUCGAGGAGGAAGAUUCAUCUUCUAAAUAAAUUAUGUAAAUAUUCUUUGAGGUUGGUGAUAAAUGACAAUGUACAGUGGUGAAUGUGCAAAAGAAUUAUGAAUAUAAAAUUCGUUAUUGGCACCUCUGUGCAAAUAUUAGGAGGAAAUAUAUUUUUAAAAGGUGUUUGGAAUCACUGAUGAAAAUAUUUAAGUUCUUUAAUAAAUUAUUGGUUGAUUUGUAAAAUAACAUAAUAAUGUAUUGUUUAGUAACAUAUGUAUAUUAAUGUACAUAUUGUUGUACAAAGUUUGUUAUUCGAUAGUUGGCCAGUUACAUGACUACACGAUUUCGUACAAUGUAAUGUCAAAAGUACUGCUAAAUUAUCUUAAUAAAUCGCUUUAUUCAAACCGACUUAUUAAGAUUACCAAAAAAUGAGCCAGUAUUUUGAGUCGUGUACUCUUAUUGUCCAAACAGUUUCUAAUCAUAAAUAUCGUCAAUAUCUAUUGCUAUGUUUAUUGAUGAUGGAACUAUAAACCAUUUAAAAUAAUAGACUCAUUCACAGACUAAAGAGUCAUUGAGGCGUGUAAAUCGUCUUUAACUUGCAUGUACAUAUACGUAAUUUUAGAUUUACUGAAGAUGGAACUCAAAACCAUCAAAAAUAUUGGACAUUUUCACAGACUAAAGAGGCAUUCUAGUGUGUAAAUCGUUUCUCACAUGCUAAAUCAUGUACAAUGUACAUAUCUAUAUCGUAAUGAACAGGAAACGAAGACUAUUGAGGCAUUCUAGUGUGUAAAUCUUUUUAACUUGCCAAGUAUGUACAUAUAUGUUUAUAUAUGUAUAUAAACAUAUAUAUAUGUAUAUACAUAUGUAUAUCUAGGCUUUUUGAUGAUGGAAACUAAAAUCAUGUAAUAUAUUAGAUAGUUUCAAAGACUAAGGAGGCAUUCUAGUGUGUAAAUAUAUUUUCACUUAAUUUACAUACGGUGCUCUUUAAAAGUUAGCUGAAAUGAACAAUACCAUAUUAAAUGCGAGGAAAAUAAAAUAAACCGGAAAAAAGUAAAAGUUACAAAAACUAUUCAUUAAAAUAUGAGCAAUUUAGAAUAUUUAUAUUAAGGAAAAAAAAAAACAUGAGAACUUUAACAAUUGAACCAAAUUGCAGUUAGAAUUAUUGAAAUUGGUUUUUUUCAUAUCUUUACUUUUAAUAUUUUUAUUAGCCAUUACACUAGAAUUGCAUUAAGUCGUAAAGGAAUCACUUCUUCAAAAUUUUGUAUGUUUGAUCGUUAUAGUCGAUCGUGUUUCAUAAAUUUUAUUGUGAAACAAAAUCCUAUUGCGUCUUGCACUAUGUAUCCUUAGACCGCAUGUUCCUUGUCCAUUCCACAAUCGUUCAAUUGUGUAUUAAAGUCAGAUUUCAUUGAAGGGCAUUCCAGUAAGCCCAUUAAUUUAAAUAUAUUGUUAGAUUCAUGUAAACGUCGGAACGUUGAAUUGAUGGAACUUGUAAAUGUAAUCUACAUAACUCCAUUGUUGCUGUAGACUGUUUUAUAUUGUGAUGAAGAAUAUAACAACAGAUCUUUGCUACCAUUCUGCUUACAGUUAUUUGAAGUCGACCUACACUCUGCUAAAACAAACAAAAAAAUCGCCUCAAAACCACCACACUUUCACUAUUAGUCGCCAUUAAGUCAUUGCCACCGGCAUUGAUCACGGAUAUUUUGAUUCCUAACAUAUUGAAAGACUAAUCUCUUCAAUAGUCUAUUCGCUUAUCCGAGUGCUUGCGAACCAAGCCUCAAGGUUAGUUCGUUAUGGAUUGACGAGCUUCCAACUUCAGGAAACUUUUCUUUGUUAUCUUGGACCAAAUACUGACGAUUUAUUUUGUACUGCCCUAACAAUACCAUUAAAUUAGUCUAAACGGCGCCGGUAUCGAUAAUUUUAAAAAUGUUCUAACUUUAAUAAAUAACACGACAUAAUUGUUCUUACUAAUUAAUUUCAAAUGACUUUUAGAGGGCGCAGUAUGUACUUCUUCUAGGUUUACUGAUUGAAUUUAAAACCAUCAAAAUAUUGGACAAUUUCACAUACUAAAGAGGUAUUGUAAAUCGUGUAAAUCGUUUUUAACAUGAUAAAUCAUAUAUGUACAUAUGUCUAGGUUAACUCCAUGAAGCAACAUGAAACGAAUAAAGUUAGUGUACAAUUUAACAGACUAAAGAAGCAUUCUUGUGUGUAUAUCUUUUUUAACUUGCAUGUACAUACAUGUAUAUGUGGGUUUACUAAUGAUAGCCAUGCAACGAUCCAAUAUAUUGGAUUUUUUCACAGGCUGAAGGGACAGUCUAGUGAAAAUAUUUAUUUAACUUGCAUUUAUAUAUAUGUGUACAUCUAGGUUAUGAAAAUGGUUUUAAAACCAUGCAAUUUAUACACACUUACAGACUAUAGAGGCAGCUUAGUGUGUAAAUCUAAACGCAAUUGUUUCCUGUUAAUUAUAUUAGUAUAAUUAGGUAAAAACGUAUCUUUGCAAUGUGAAUAAAAUAUUAGUAGAUUUUUGUUUAAAAAAUCCUAAAUCUUGAGGAUGUUAUAAAAAUAAUACAUCGAAAGAAGACAACAUUAGAAUGGUACAUUGAAAGGAAAUAUAAGGAAAGGAACACAAAGAAAGUUGAAUCGAAACUUAUUUCAAAGUUUCUAACGCAAACUAUUAGCUUAAGUCUUCAAAAGUGGAAUCGAUGGAACCUGCAUCUAAGUGUACCCACAAAUUGUUUCUAGAAAAUGAAAACUUCUUUACAGCCAAGGAAAUGUUUGAAAAACGUAUACCUGUAUUUUUAAUUGGCUGAAAUAAUAUGUUCUUUUUGAUAGUAUAAUUUUUAUUUUUUAUUUUAAAGUCAUCUACAAAAUACGACCUUAUUUACAGAGAAGGAAAUGCCUAAGAAAAAUAUGCAUGUAUUUUUAAUUUGUUAAAAUAAUAGGUUCUCAAUACAACACUUGUUAUAAAUUAUUUUUUUAUAUAACAAUGUUAAUAUCUUCUACGUUAUUUCAUACAAAUAAAUAAGUAACAACUUGUAUAUACGGUUAUCAUUUUAGGAUGUUAACGUGUAACUUGGAAUGGAUUAUAUGAAUUAACAAAAAUAGUUUUAUGGUGUAUAUGAUAUCAAAAAUAUUAUCCUACAAACGAAAAAUUUCUCUUCUUUCUAAUGGAAUUGUUAACGACUUCUUGCAUAUUAUGUAGGUAUUGUGUUGAUACAUAGUUGUUAGUAUUUUUUUAUACAUCAUGUCUUUAAAUUUUAGAUUUCUAAGAUAUUUCCUUAGGAACAACUAUUUCAUACAACAACUAUUAAUUUCACUCAAUCUAAUAGAAUUUAAGUGAAAUUAAUUUGUACAGACCUACUUGGUGAAUAAUUUUUUUCUUUCAAAUAUUUGUUUUUAAUAGAUUAAAUUCAUAUAACGUUACAAAAAUAUCAAAUAACAAGGGAGAUUUGUUUCGCUUUUCUUACAUUUUUUAUAAGUUUUCACCAUAGAAAAAGAGGGCUGUGUUUAUUGAAUAUUUUUUCGCACUAAUAAAUGUUUCAUUGAUUACCCACAUUUUUCAUUUGUAAAUAUUUGCUUACGUUUGAUAAGAAAUGCUAUAUUAUUAAUGAAGUUCUAUCAUUUCAUUAUGUAGUUAGUUAUAAAGUCUAUCUGUCAUUGAAAUGUUGAAAAUAAAGUAAAUAAUAAAAUAAAUGUCGUAUU